Molecule: messenger RNA, 9680 nt
Organism: Trichosurus vulpecula (common brushtail)
Lineage: Eukaryota; Metazoa; Chordata; Mammalia; Diprotodontia; Phalangeridae
Gene: NFIA
Product: nuclear factor I A
Exons: 11
Coding region: 375-1904 (509 amino acids)
Biological process (GO): regulation of transcription by RNA polymerase II
Cellular component (GO): nucleus
Molecular function (GO): RNA polymerase II cis-regulatory region sequence-specific DNA binding; DNA-binding transcription factor activity, RNA polymerase II-specific
Source: RefSeq, a predicted model, not a curated record
CUGCCUAGCGCAGUGUAGGGAAACUCUAGGCGGGGUGAAAGUUCAGCCCAUGGAGCGGCAGUGAGCGAGCGCUAGCUGCAGUUUGAGCAGAGUUGGAAAUGUGAAAGCAAGAAGCGGGCUUGCUUUUUUUUUUCUCCUCUCCCUCCCCCCUUCCUCCUCCUCCUCCUCCUCCUCCUCCUCUCCUCCUCCUCCUCCUCCCCUCCUCCUCCUCUCUUUCUCUCUCUCCCUCUCUUUUCUCUUUUUUCACACACACACGCACACCUCCAAACCACACACACACACACACACACACUCACACAAGCACGCACGCACACACACAUACACACACACACACACACACACACACACUCACACACAAGUCCCCCACAGCAGUUAUGUAUUCUCCGCUCUGUCUCACCCAGGAUGAAUUUCAUCCCUUCAUCGAAGCACUUCUGCCCCACGUCCGAGCGUUCGCGUACACGUGGUUCAACCUACAAGCCCGAAAACGAAAAUACUUUAAAAAACACGAGAAGCGCAUGUCAAAAGAGGAAGAGAGAGCGGUGAAGGAUGAGUUGCUAAGUGAGAAACCUGAAGUCAAACAGAAAUGGGCAUCCAGACUUCUGGCCAAAUUACGGAAAGACAUCCGACCUGAGUAUCGCGAGGAUUUUGUUCUCACGGUUACGGGGAAAAAGCCUCCGUGUUGUGUUCUUUCUAACCCAGACCAGAAAGGCAAGAUGCGAAGAAUUGACUGCCUUCGCCAGGCAGAUAAAGUCUGGAGGUUGGACCUUGUGAUGGUGAUUUUAUUUAAAGGUAUUCCACUUGAAAGUACUGACGGAGAGCGCCUUGUAAAGUCCCCACAAUGCUCAAACCCAGGGCUGUGUGUCCAGCCCCAUCACAUAGGAGUUUCUGUUAAGGAACUCGAUUUAUAUUUGGCAUAUUUUGUUCACGCAGCAGACUCGAGUCAAUCUGAAAGUCCCAGCCAGCCAAGUGAAGCCGACAUCAAGGACCAGCCAGAAAAUGGACAUUUGGGCUUCCAAGACAGUUUCGUCACAUCGGGGGUUUUCAGUGUGACCGAGCUAGUCAGAGUGUCCCAGACACCGAUAGCUGCAGGAACUGGCCCCAAUUUCUCUCUCUCUGAUUUGGAAAGUUCUUCCUACUACAGCAUGAGCCCAGGAGCAAUGAGGAGGUCUUUACCCAGUACAUCCUCGACCAGCUCGACGAAGCGCCUCAAAUCUGUGGAGGACGAAAUGGACAGUCCUGGUGAAGAGCCCUUUUAUACAAGCCAAGGACGCUCCCCAGGCAGUGGCAGCCAGUCAAGUGGAUGGCAUGAAGUAGAGCCAGGCAUGCCGUCGCCAACCACACUAAAGAAGUCAGAGAAGUCUGGUUUCAGCAGCCCCUCACCGUCGCAGACCUCCUCCCUGGGAACGGCAUUCACACAGCAUCAUCGGCCUGUCAUUACAGGACCCAGAGCAAGUCCACACGCGACCCCAUCAACUCUACAUUUCCCGACAUCUCCCAUUAUCCAGCAGCCCGGGCCCUACUUCUCACACCCGGCAAUCCGCUACCAUCCUCAGGAGACGCUGAAAGAGUUUGUCCAACUUGUCUGUCCCGAUGCUGGUCAGCAGGCCGGACAGGUGGGGUUCCUCAAUCCCAAUGGUAGCAGCCAAGGCAAGGUGCACAAUCCGUUCCUUCCCACCCCAAUGUUGCCACCGCCACCUCCGCCACCAAUGGCCAGGCCUGUGCCUCUGCCCGUGCCAGACACAAAGCCUCCGACCACAUCGACAGAAGGAGGUGCCACCUCGCCCACCUCACCGACCUACUCGACACCCAGCACCUCCCCCGCAAACCGAUUCGUCAGUGUUGGACCCCGGGAUCCAAGCUUUGUAAAUAUCCCUCAACAGACACAGUCCUGGUACCUGGGAUAAAAGUCACAGCAUCCCACCAUCCACCAGACAGACCACCGGACCCCUUCUCAACUCUGUAACGCGGAAGCAGCAGCAGCGCAGCUCAGUUUCUUCAUUGUCCAGCGGAAGGGGAGACAAAACAGAUUCAGAAAAACCAGUACAUGGAAAAAUGGCGAGCGUUGCGGUCCAACAGCCAAGGCCGUAACCUCUUUGGGAUUAGAAUUUUUUUUUUCAACCACCUUAGGGACUGUUGUAAUUUUCUCACAUGGUGCUUGAAAUGAUUUGGCUUUGUCGCAUUGGAGUGUUUCGCUGGUAGUGUGAGUUGUAGGCGACGCCGGGGGGAGAGGGAAGCCGGUCUGCUGUCAUGUGCUGCCUUCCUCGCUGUCCCCCACUUUCCAUUCGGAGCCCAGCUGUUUCACGGUCUUGACACCCCUUGACCCAUACAGAUGCGUCCGCCUUUCUGAGCACUCGCGAGGCCCGCCGCAACUAAAACUUUCGUAGUCGCUGAAAUCUGCAAUAUGUAACUUACAGGACAGACGAUAGGGCAUGUUCUUCUGUAACAUAUCGGGGGAAAAAAAGAUGCAGUGAGUUCCCUUCUGGGGGGGUUGAUUUUUGUCCUACGGUCAGCAGUUUAAAUGCGUAACAUGACCCAUAAAGGAUGGCGAGUCCACUCACGUUGCAGAGAUACCCAGAAAUGACAAACUACUACUAUAGUCAUCAUGUUUUGGUUUUUUUUUUUUUUUAAAGUUUGAAAUGCUGCACUUACAUUAGAACAUUGUGGGUUUUUUUUUCCAACAAUUUUCAACAAUUACACAAAUUCACGUGGAAAUGGGGAAGAUGGUCUGUUUUGACAGAAACUGACAGGAAUCAAUCAAAACAAUCGAAUUUUGAAUUGAGUUAAGUGCAAUUUCAUUGGAUAGCUAAAUAUCUUUGUAAGAUAGAGAUUGUUGAAAAUUCUAUUUUUGUUUUCCAAGUCCUUCUACCCCAGGACUCUAAAUUAUUGGGGUAAAAAAACAGCCUUGCAAGAAAAAAAGGGGAGCUAUUUUUGCUUUUUAUGUUUUUUAUUGUUAAACUUGUAUCCCUUUAAAAACUGAAGGAAAAUUAAAAAAAAAAAAACAAAAAAAUACAAUCUAAUGGUGCUUUUACCACAAUAUGUUAACUACAUUAAAUGCUAAUUAAUUAUUUUCUUUUAUCAAAGCACAUAAAAAUUAAGUCAUGGUAUCUGUUAAUUUUAUAAGCUAAAAGUCACUUAUAAUGGAUUAUGCCAAUUUUGAAAAAAAAAAUUGACACGUUUCUGGACACCUAGGGUGUAUCAGUUCUUGGCCACUUCAAGUCCCAGAGAGCAUCCAGAGGUUUGAAACACCUUGAUGUCCUACGUUUUCCUGGACAGACUACAGAGAGAAAUGACAAAGAUGCUGGUGUCCAUUCUGAUUGAGGGCACUUGUUGGGAAAAAAAGGGAAAAAAAUUCGCACCCCCAAAUGUCCUGUAUCUUAUGUACAAAAGUCAAACGAGGCAAAAAAAAAUGCAGAAAAAAAUGAGAACAAAAUAGAGUGCAAGUGAUUUUUUUCUACCAGACAGCGAAGCACCCAAUGCUUCCCCAGGCGACUUUCAGAAGGUUUCCUAGACUAUACAUAUAUAUACGUUCUGAUUGGCGCAUCUGGCUAAUCAGAGAAAAUCUGUGCAUGUUCUAGUGUUAGUAACUAAUUUUUAUAUAGUUAAUGUAGGAUAAAGUAGAGUACAUUAAGACACAAUAUUGUAACCCUAUUCCAGGCACUUACUUGCCUUUAAACCUUGUUUGUUCAGCCCUUGAGAAGGGUUCCUACUACUGUCCUAUACAAUCAAGUAUCUGAAAUUCUUGGGAAGUCACUUUUGCUCAUCUUUUCCCUGAAACAAUGUUGGUUGUUUGUUUUAUUUUUUUUCCUCCUUGAUUUGCACGAAACAAAUGAAAAAAAAAUUCCAUAUCAAUGUGCCUUGCCCUGGAUAGCGAUUAUUUCUGAAAUUGUUGCACACGUUCCUCGAAUCGAAAGGGUUUUUUUCCCUGGUCAAGCAUUUGGAGACACUUUUUUUGUAAAUGUGACUUUGACGUCCGCCAUCGUCAGUUUCCACUUCUAGAACCUAAGUAGCGUGUUAGUUGUUCCGCAGAUAGGAGUAGUGUGUAUUGUCUGGUGUGGUCAGUGGCAGUGCUAUUCUGAGAUCUGUAGAUGCUAGAGAAAAAAAAUCAGUAUUUUGGGAUGUUGCUGCAUUGGACAUUUUAUUUUGGAGUCUUCCUUUAUUUUGUUUUAUUUCCCAGAUAUAUGAAAAUAUGCAAUACCUGCUUAUAUCAUGUAGAAAUGCUUAGUGGUGAUCGAUUUUUCUUUUGAUUUUUUUUAUUUGACCAAAGUCAGUGCUGCAGUUGACGCAGUGUGUUUUCGGUGUUUGUCUUUGUCCUUUUUUUGCGAAUUUUGAAUGCACGGAGGCAGGAAGGGCUCCCUUUAGAGUAGCAGUCAAACUGUGAAGCACUAAGCUGACCCUGCUUCAAGCAAUUUUUUUUUCUUUUUACAACUAUUCCUUUCACAAGCAAGCCUUAAAAAAAUAGCGUUUAAAAAAAACACAACAAAAAAACCAACCUUCCUUUUUCUUCAGAUCCCCACACCCCAUUUUUCUUAGCAGACCAGUUGAUCCACAUUCAAUAAAUAUAAUAAUGCCCAUUUUUAUAUGCACGUUUUUAAACUUCCAAGUUUGGAGAAAGAAAAAUAAAUAAUUGUUUACUGGUUCUCUCUAUUUAAGGAAAAAAAAUAAAACAUUUUGGACUUUGAUACGUGUCUGGUAAGUGGUCGAGUAGUUUGUUGGGCUUUGUUGUGUUGUGUGAGAGUUAGUGUACAGUUUCAUUCCCUGUAGCCAGCAUUCUUUGCCUUCCCCCUAAUAGCACUUAGCAGGGCAUUACUUUGUGAUGACAUUAUGUGCACUAUGAAAAAUAAAUAAAUAAAUUUGCAGCUUACAGUGCUUCACAGUGAAGGGAAAAAAAAAAAAAGAACAGCAAAAAGCCUAGACAGACAUUUUGUCAGAACCUUUGCUUUAAGCUGAGGUGUUACCAGUGAAAUUGGUCUGUACAUACGAUGAAAUUGCACCCUUUUUUUUUUAAAUGAAAAAAGAAAAAAAAAAACAAAAAACAAAAAAAAAGACGAAUCCACCGAAGCAAUAGUUGGGGCAGGUCCAGUGAUUUGGGGCGAGCUGCUUGAGAGCGAGAGAGCAAGAGAGACUCCAUUGCUCCCCCUCAGAAGAUAAUGUAAUUUGUAUGUUGUAUAGUUUUAUGGAUUUGUUUGACCCUAUUUUAUAAUGCAGGACUUUUGUAAUGUUGUUUAAAUGAGGAAAAAGAAAUCUGUCCAAUUAGCCUAGUGGAAUUUCUGAUUGUUUGUUAUAAAGGCAGCGUUCAUAGAAUUGCUUUUUCUCUUUAUUUUUAAUUUUUUUUUCAUUGCUGUUGGGUGUCCCUCACCCCUCUUUUUUUGGGGAACUGGAUUUAAGUUGAAAACUUUCCUGUUUCCUUUUUUAUGUAUGUAUUUAAAUACAGUUAUUUUUCUUCUCUUGAUAAUAUAGCAUAUCCCUAUGCUUCAGAAGUGUAGGCUACUGGAGACCCAUUGUAAAUGGACAUUACAGGUAUGCUGUUUUAUUUUAUUUUUUUUCCUCUUGAAGAUACUUUGUCAUAUUUGAGUUCGAUGAAGCCGGAGUUAGGGAACUCUGAAACCCAUUUGCAGAAACAAACAAACAAAAACGUUUUCAAGGCUUUGAAACAUUAGGGAGGCAGGUUAGGGUCAUAAGUGAGAGGGGUUGUGGAGUGGUAAUGGAAACACACUCAAUGACACUUUUUUUGUUCACUGUAUCUUCAUCCAGCCAAGGACAGUUGGGUUGUGACCAGACAGAAAACAAGGGAGAGAGGAAACAGGGUCCGAUUCCUCAGAAUCAUAGCCAAGAAUGGAGACUGGAGGAAGGCCUGGGAGUGUGCAGUCCGCAGGGCUUCAGAGCUGGCGGGAUCCAGGAGACAGGCUUGAGUCUUGGACUGGGAAACAUGCGGGAUUUCUCUCCCUCACUCACCUGUCCAUGCCAAUUCUAAAUCUGUGAUUCUAGAACACUAUGACAAUUAGGAAAAAUGUCCCACAACUAACUUUUCCUGUUUCUUGUCUUCCUCUGGGAUCUAAGCCAGAGGCCCAAACACUAAAUUGCUCCAGCCUCUUUCAUCCCAAUCUCCCACCAAUCUCUAGGUUUUCUUACCCAUCGCUAUCACUUGACCCUUCUCCCCGUCCCUUCUCCCCUCACCUUCCCCCAGCUCCCAGCUCUUAGAUGUUUCUCCUGCUUGAAUUAAGUAAGCAUUUGCUUGUCUCCUGCUGCACACCCCAGCCAUGCAGUUACUAAUUUAUUGGCUUUCUUUUCCAUCAGCUCCAAGUUAGUUUAAGUAGACAUGAUACGCUUUCCUCAGCCUCAGUCUCUGUUGGAUUCCUUCCCUGAAGGUGGAAGGGGAGAAAGGGCCCCCCCACCCCACCCCAAAUGAAAAUAUGUUCCUGGACUCACAGUAUUCAGUCAGCCCACAGGAAUAUGCAAAAAACAAAAACAAACAAAAAAAGCAACCCUCUUAAAAAUUCCUCCUUCACUUGGUUUUGUUUUGUUUGCGUCAGUAUAUUUUGCAGCUUUGUAGUAGCAGUGUUAUUAAAUAUUUACUGUACAAAUCUGGAUUUGUGGCCUAAAGUCAACAAUAACAUCGAAACCCGGUUUUUCCUUGUGAUUUUGUUUUGAACCGCAAGGAAUGUCAGUGAAUAUCGUACUUUGCAUGUGUCUCUGGAAAUAUCUUUUUGGUUGUUGUUAGCAGUGGUGGUUUCUUUCCUUACUUCUCGCCUUUUUUUUUUUCUUCUCCUUCUUUAUUUGAGUUCUUUUUAUUUUUUUGGUCAAAGGCCUCCAUAGAACAAAUUGCAAACAGAACUGGCAUAGUUGUGUGAGGACAGCUUCCAUGGCACCUAAAACAAAAACAAAACCCCCAACCAACCAGUCCACUUUACUUAGGAGAUGUCUCAGGAAGCCGCAGCCCUGCCGACCAAACAGGGCUGUCAUGAACAUCAGCUUCCCAAGGCCCAUUUUGGUCUUGAAGUCAGUGCGUGGACCUCCUGGUGGACAGUCCCGUGACUCUGCUUCCCUCCAUCCGGUCCAAGGCUAUGCUCCUGUCUCAUCGGCGUCUUGCAUCCGUCCCCUUUUUUUUUCUUUUCGCCAGUUUAAAAAAUAAAAAAAGGCAGUGGGAGGAGAACGUCUUUGAUCUAUAGCAGGUAACAUUGAAGCUGUUUCGUGGCACUUAACUGUAGUGAAGACUCUGUCGCCACUUCUGAGAUCAAUCUAACGUUUAAUGCAAAUCCAUUACAUGGUGCUAUUACAGGCUGGCAAAAUGAUUUACGAAAAGAAAAAAAAAAACAAAAAACGUGACAACUUGGGCUCGUUUCAAUCUGCUUUCCCACAAUGUAAAUGCAUAGCAGUGGUUUUCUGCAUGAGAACUAUGCACUAACCUUACCCGAAGAAAACAAAUAUAUCCGCGUUGGUAUCUCUUUCCCUUCCGUUGACUCCGGUCCUUGCCUUUUUGGUCAUUGUUAUGAUGCCAGCUUUAGGACAGAAUGAAUUAUAAGAAAAACCAGCAUAAUACCUGAUAUAUUAAAAAUGUAGUGCCUGUGAAAUCUGUAUUAUAUUGCUCUUCUGAAGUAAGAUUGUUUUCUACACCGGUAGCCUUUGCUGUCUGUCAGGACCUUCUGGUAUAGGUGAUGUAAGAUAACCAUACAAUAUAAAUGCAUGCUAUUCCAUAAUGCUUAGAGAGCUGUAUGAAUAUUACUCCAAGUUAUGUUAGUCUUUUUUUCUGACUUGGUUCUUGUCAGAUAGGUUUAAAGAUAUUUCACUGAGAACGCAAAUUCUGUCUCUUUUCUUGAUUUUGGGGUGUUUUCAGUAUUUUUGGAGGUAUACAUUUACUUAAAUUCAGUAUUACUUGUGUGGUUUUUUUUUUUCUCUCUCUCUCUCUCUCUUUUCUUUCUAGAGGGCAAGCAUGGGUAUUGAGUUCAGAAAUCAGUGCCUGGCAAGAUUUUUGUCUCAAAAAACCACCAUGUGACUCCCAAGAACUCUGUUUAGGAGGAUACACAUAAGCAUUUCGAUAUAAGGGGUUAUUUUUCUCUUACCCCUUAACUGAAUAUGCUAAUGUGGGAAGUGAUUUCCUAAUGGACAGUGUUCAACCAAGUACCCAUGCUUGGCCCUUUUUCACACCAGACCUCUUCAUAUUAAAAAGAAAAAAACCUUAAAAAAAAUUCAUGUGGCUAUUUAGUUUCAUGCACAGUUGCAAUAUUUUCCUUCAAAAAAAAAUUAAACUCUGUACAAACUCUGGGCCCUUUUCUUGAGAGAAAAAAAAAAUUUUGCUAUUAACACGGGAUUUUUAAAAAAUUAUUCUUUCUGGUCUAAAUCUCCAAUGGCUUGCUUCGCAAGUAAAGCAAGUUUUUGUUUUUUCUUUUUCUUUUCCUCCCAUUUUCCUAGCCAGCACCCACCUGCCUUUUAUGCCUUCAGGAGGCCAUGGAGCCCUAUUGGGAAAGGAUCUGGGAAAUGGAGAGAAUAAAUAGUAGAAAUUCCCAUAUUCCAUUAGAAGCAGUUGGGGUAGGGGAAACAUUGUAGCUUUGGUGGGAUAAAGACAAGAGAGCAUCCCAGAGAAGGCCCCAGGCUCCAUGCCGGUCACCACCAGAUUCACAUGUGUACUUAUGACUCUAUAUGAUAAAGAUGAAAACCUUUGAAAAAUUAGUCUGUCCCAUAAGAGAAUAUAGUAGAUGUGCUACCUCUAAUCCAGCAUCUUCACAAAGGAAAAGACUCAGUAUAUCAAAUGGGAACUUUUAUACUUUCUACAGUGGCUUCGAGGACUAACGUGGCUUCUCCUGUUUCCCUUGCCAUUUUUCUUUUAAGCUCAAUUUUUCAAAAGGACAAAACGCUUUCCCUCUCCCUGGUUUGUUCUGUGUCUUUCAAAUGUCUUUUAUUACUAUUACUAUUAUUAUUAUUAUAUUAUUAUUAUAUGAUUGUGAUGCUCAUUAGUCUCCAAAUUAGUAACUUUUUUCUGAAUGACUCAGAAGUACAGAAGAUGACUGGUAAUAUUUUGGGUGGAGGGAUAUGCUGAGUGUGAGGACAGCAGAACGAUGGCCCUUCUUGGUUCAUUUUCUUUUGCUGACGAUUGUCUUCCCACGCUGGGCAGCUAUGGCUGCCACCAUUUUGCUGGCUCAUGAGGUUUAUCAGCCUCUGAUGAGAUCUCACAACGAUGAAAAGUGCCCCCAUCCCUUCCUAGCCCUGAUCCCCUCCUUCAUCUAAGACCUUCCCCCAAAUGCAUUGGUUUUUGUCCACUCAGAUGCCAUGUUUUGUUUUGUUUCAGGUCAAAAGUGGGAGGGGCACAGACUGAAUCUUUUCCGAUAGACGUGUGCAAGAUCAAUUGGCAAACCUCGCCUGCCACCCGUGUUAAUACCAUGGUUUUUCUUUUGUCUUUAUGAGCCGGCCCCUUGUGCCUCUAGUAUAUUUGGAUUGACUUCCAUAGGUACCCUUUUAGUUUGGACUGUGUUCUGUGAAAAUUUGUAAUUGGUUGAGAAUCACCGUGGGCGUCCAUUGUUAUUCAACUAAAAUCUCCACAGGUUUUUCUGAGCUGGUGUGGAUUAGUUUAACUCUUGUAUUCAACCAUUAGUGCUACCACCUUCUCACAUUACAGUACAGUUACUGGAAGCAAGUACUGCAUUUCCUAUGCAACAAAAAAGGAAAAUAAAGAUGCUAAUGCUAACGAG